AGUAUUUUUUCCUUAAAUAUCCAUAUUUCUUUAACUGAUAUAUAUAUAUAUAUUAUCACCAUUUAUUUAUUUAAUUAACCCAUUUAUUUAUUUAUUUUAUUCUGUUUCUAGUAUUGCAUACAUAUUACUUUAAUUAACCCCCUUAUAUAUAUGGUCUGCUAUUCCAUUAUUAUUUUUUCUUUAUAAUACAUUGAUAUAAUUUCCUCCACCUCUUUAUUUCCAAGUAUUCAGUAUAUUGUCAUUAUACUGGGGUCCCGGUACUCCCGCUUCAUAUAUAUUAUAUUCCUUCCUAGUUCGUCAGCAUAAACUCAAUAUUUUCUCUCACUGUAUACUUACCUCACCUUACCGAUACCUCCGGUUCCCAAUCAGGCUUUCUUCUCCGAUAUUUCUUCCCCUGCGUUUCGUUUCGCCAUCUUCUUUUCUUCUGCGCCAUCGCCGCCAUUUUCUCUCAGCUCCCGGAAGUCUCGCGAUACUUCAGCAGAGUGGUCCUCACCUGCUGUUGGGCGGGAAUCCUGUCACUCCGUCAGGUUCCCUCAGAGACGCAGUACUGCCUCCCUGUUACUCCAGUACCACACGGUGAUUGGCUUUACUAAUUAGCUACUCUGUAAUUAAUUUGUACUCGGUCCCAGCAUUACUGAGUACCUACUGACACACUGUGACAGAAAUACCAAAUUGCUUUUAUAAAAGCAAAUCAUUUCUGCCUAUUCUGCCUAGAAUUGCCUCAUAGCAUAUAUAUAUAAAUAUUAAUAUUUACUCAUGGAGACCUCUGAAGCUCAAUCAGCUAAUAUUGAGGCUAAUAAUAAUGACCACCUCCAGAAUCUGGUGGAUAAUUCAGUGGCCAGAUCAGUACAGAGUGCCAUGUUAUCUGCAGUUACUGUUUUGCAAGAUAGUAUACAGAAAUCUAUUUCUCUGGCACUGGCCCACCCCUCCACCUCUAAUCCCAAAACACCUGGUGAUCUUUAUUUCACACCAGAAACUUCAGUGGCGGAUUUAGCCAAAGGGUUUAAUGUCCCCAAAAAGGCUACUUCCAAAAAACGACACACACAUGACGGCACUGCUCCCCCUCCUAAAAAACAAUGUAAAGGAGGUCGCCAAGAUAAAUUAAAAGACAGACCUAUCAUAGGUCACGAUAAAUGCGCUUCAAAGCCGCACACGUUACCCUCUGCCCAAGAGGAAGUAUCUGUAAGUAGGGCUCAUAAGACCGCUAAAAGAAAUAAACCAAAUUCUUUUACAGAACCGAAUUCUGAUCAUUCUUCAGAUUCUCAGGCUGAGGAAAUUGUUGACUCUUUUGACUACCUGUCACAAGAAAGCGGUGAAAUAAAUGAUGACCCUGACUAUCAGGAGGAUGACCCUUUGGAGGAAUCAGACCUUUCCUCCUUUGACCCAGCCCUCAUCCAACACCCCAGAUCUGGGGAAUGGCUACCUAACCCCAUAGUUGCUAAGUUCCUCUCUAUUAGAGUUAACAAGAGCAUGGAUAAGGUCACUCGCAGUAAACUGAAGGCAGAGUGUCCCCGCCCUACACUCCCCCAUUUAUCUUCAAUAACUCCAGAACUGGACCCAGUUCUGAAUAAAUUUUUGAUGAAAACAGGGAAAAAUCCUAAAAAAGGUAUAGAUAGGAGUUUUAAGUCCUGUCAGGACAAACUCCUGGAUAUUCUCGGUCCCUUAUCAAAGAUUUUAGACAUGGUAGAAGAAUCUUCUAUCUCCAACAAACCAGUUGAAGUGGAAGUUCUAAAAGGUUGGACACAACGUGCUGUAUGUUUUUUGGGCAACGCAAAUGCAGCCCUUUCCACUGAGCGUAAACGCUCUGUUCUAAUGAGAAUCGACCCCCAAUUAACGAACUUAGCAUCCAAUGAACCUACUCACCCCACAGAGGGGAUGCUCUUUGGGGAAGAUUUUAUUAAUCAAAUGGGCAAAUACGUUGGACUCUUUUCGUCCAUCAACAAAGCUCAAACAUCGUUGAAAAAAGUUUUUUCCAAUAGGGUUUUUGGUAGGGCCGGGAAAGGAAGGAGCCGCUCUUCCGGCCGCUAUCUCCCCACUAGACAACAGUCAAGAGUCUUCCCAUUUACUCCCACAACCUUCCAUUAGGAGGGAGACUCACACAUUUUUUAACAAACUGGACUACAAUUACGUCAGACUCUUGGAUCCUGGAUACAGUAUCAGGUUUCCAAAUAGAGUUUUUCUCUCCUCCCGUACAACACUCUCUACCCCAUCCAAUUCAUUUUUCAACUACAGACCUAGAUCUGAUCAAUCUAGAAGUAACGGAACUCAUUGCAAAGAAAGCAAUUAUACCUGUUCCCCUAAAUUCCCCAGGUUUUCUCAGCAAUCUAUUUCUAGUACAAAAGAAAGAUGGAGGUCACAGACCCGUGAUCAACUUAAAACUACUCAACAACUUUGUUGUGUACAGACACUUCAAGAUGGAAGGCAUCCAUCUUCUGAGAGAUAUUCUACUAAAAGACGACUGGCUAGUCAAGAUAGACCUAAAAGAUGCUUAUCUAACAGUCCCGAUUCACCCAUCCUCUCAAAUCUUCCUCCAAUUUCUUUGGAACACUCAAAAAUGGCAAUUCACAUGCCUCCCCUUCGGACUCUCAUCAGCCCCAUGGUGCUUCACAAAACUUCUGAAGCCUAUAAUUGCUCUACUCAGAAGCCGAGGUGUUCGUCUCAUUAUUUAUCUGGACGACAUUCUCAUCAUGGCUCAAUCCAAAAAUCUUCUUCUAACCCACAGAGAUUGGACUCUAUCCCUUCUUUCCAAUCUGGGUUUUCUAAUCAACUUCAAAAAAUCCAUUCUCCUACCAUCCCAGGAACUGGAGUUCUUGGGUUUCAAGAUCAAUACUCAAUCAUCCACUCUGAGUCUUCCUCAGAAGAAACUCAAAACUAUUCGGAAAGAGAUUCGCCAAAUCCUUCGCAAAGAUCUUAUUUCUCUCCGUACCAUAGCUCGGAUAGUGGGUCUUCUUUCAGCUUCCAUUCAAGCUGUAUUUCCAGCCCCUCUCCAUUAUCGAGCCCUACAACGACUGAAAAUUCGUCAUUUGAGAGAAGGCCUGGGAUACUCAGACGAGAUUCGCCUCUCUUCAGACGCCAAAGAAGAACUUCUUUGGUGGCUAUCUCACAUCCAGACCUGGAAUGGAAGAACAAUCUUCAAUCCAAAUCCGGAUAUUGUCAUAGAAUCAGACGCAAGUCUUUCGGGUUGGGGAGCGCGUUGCGGCUCCCUCUCUACUGGAGGGAAAUGGUCUCCUUCCGAAUCCCAGCUUCAUAUCAAUUGUUUAGAACUUUUAGCUGGGUCCUUCGCACUAAAGAGCUUUGUGAAGGAUUCCUCUCACUGCUGUGUAUUACUUCGCAUGGACAAUAUCUCAGCAGUCCAAUACAUAAAUCACCUGGGUGGUACAACUUCAAAAGACCUUGCGGAAAUUGCCAAAGAUUUCUGUCAUUUUUGUCUAGACAGACAUAUUACGUUGAAAGCAGAAUACCUACCUGGCAUAUCCAACUCAAUCGCAGAUUGGAAUUCUCGUUUUCUAACAGACUCCAGCGAUUGGAAACUUCUCCCUUCCAUUUUUCUGGAGAUCAACCAUUUAUGGGGUCCUUGUCAUCUAGACAUGUUCGCUUCUCGACUGAACUGUCAAAUCCCUCAGUUUUUCAGUUGGAGACCAGAUCCAGAAGCUCUAGGCAUAGAUGCAUUCCUCCAACAUUGGCCACAGGAAAUUCUUUACUCGUUUCCUCCCUUCAACCUAAUCCCUCGAGUCCUCCUUCAAACUUCUAUCCGGAAAUCUACUAUGGUUUUAAUUGUUCCUUGGUGGUCAACCCAAUCGUGGUUUCCCCAAUUACUUCAACUUCUAACAGAUUAUCCACGAAUCCUACCAUCCAUUCCGAAUAUCCUUCAAGAUCCCUUAGGCAACUUUCAUCCUCUAGUAUUAUCAGAUCAACUAAUCUUAUUAGCUUGCCUCAUUUCCGGCAUACCAGAACAUCAUCUUCA
Molecule: messenger RNA, 3964 nt
Organism: Hyla sarda
Lineage: Eukaryota; Metazoa; Chordata; Amphibia; Anura; Hylidae
Exons: 2
Coding region: 757-2085 (442 amino acids)
Source: RefSeq, a predicted model, not a curated record